This is a messenger RNA of Candidozyma auris, 1293 nucleotides long. RefSeq names its product translation elongation factor Tu (gene TUF1). Bases 1 to 1293 code for a protein of 430 amino acids. Gene Ontology annotation, biological process: mitochondrial translational elongation. NCBI's taxonomy places the organism in Eukaryota, Fungi, Ascomycota, Pichiomycetes, Serinales, Metschnikowiaceae. Gene Ontology annotation, molecular function: GTP binding; translation elongation factor activity; GTPase activity. Gene Ontology annotation, cellular component: mitochondrion. The transcript has a single exon. The record is from RefSeq and is a predicted model, not a curated record.
AUGAUUAGAACUGCUGUUGGAUCCCUCCGUGUCAGCACUUUGCGUCUCGGUGCUAGCCUUGUGGCUAAGUCCCGCCCAGCUAUCAGAAGCUAUGCAGCUUUCGAUCGUUCCAAGCCCCACGUCAACAUUGGUACCAUUGGCCAUGUUGACCACGGUAAGACUACUUUGACUGCUGCCAUCACCAAGGUUUUGUCGGAGAAAGGAGGCGCCAGUUUCUUGGACUACGGCUCGAUUGACAGAGCCCCUGAGGAGAGAGCCAGAGGUAUCACUAUUUCCACUGCCCACGUUGAGUACCAGACUGAUAAGAGACACUAUGCCCACGUCGACUGUCCAGGUCACGCUGAUUACAUCAAGAACAUGAUUACUGGUGCUGCCCAGAUGGAUGGUGCUAUCAUUGUUGUUGCUGCUUCCGACGGUCAGAUGCCUCAGACCAGAGAGCACCUUUUGUUGGCAAGACAGGUUGGUGUUCAGAACUUGGUUGUAUUCGUUAACAAGGUCGACACCAUUGACGACCCUGAGAUGUUGGAAUUGGUUGAGAUGGAAAUGAGAGAAUUGUUGACCACUUACGGUUUCGACGGUGAUGAGACUCCUGUAAUCAUGGGUUCUGCUUUGUGUGCUUUGGAAGGUAGAGAGCCAGAGAUUGGUGAAAAGGCAAUCAUGAAAUUAUUGGACGCUGUCGACGAGUACAUUCCAACCCCACAGCGUGACUUGGAGCAGCCAUUCUUGAUGCCAGUUGAAGACGUUUUCUCCAUUUCUGGUAGAGGUACUGUUGUCACUGGUAGAGUUGAAAGAGGUUCCUUGAAGAAGGGUGAGGAAAUCGAGAUUGUUGGUGACUUUGACAAGACUUUUAAGGCCACUGUCACUGGUAUUGAGAUGUUUAAGAAGGAAUUAGAUGCUGCCAUGGCUGGUGACAACGCUGGUAUCUUGUUGAGAGGUGUCAAGAGAGACGAAGUGUCUCGUGGUGACGUUUUGGCUAAGCCCGGAACUGUUUCCCCACACACCAAGAUUUUGGCUUCCUUGUAUGUUUUGACCAAGGAAGAAGGUGGUCGUCACAACCCCUUCGGUGAAAACUACAAGCCUCAAUUGUUCCUUAGAACCACCAACGUCACUGGUACCAUGAAGUUCCCAGAGGGCGAGGGCGUGGACCACUCCGCUAUGGUCAACCCAGGUGACAACGUUGAAAUGGUCAUUGAAUUGGGUAAGAAGUGCCCCAUUGAGUUGAACCAGCGUUUCAACCUUAGAGAGGGUGGUAAGACCGUUGCCACUGGGUUGGUGACCAGAAUUAUUGAGUAA